This is a messenger RNA of Phytophthora sojae, 1616 nucleotides long. RefSeq lists its product as hypothetical. The transcript has 2 exons. The record is from RefSeq and is a predicted model, not a curated record. Bases 33 to 1616 code for a protein of 527 amino acids. NCBI's taxonomy places the organism in Eukaryota, Oomycota, Peronosporomycetes, Peronosporales, Peronosporaceae.
UGAACUUUUCGCUGGAGGCGGCGGCGACGGCGAUGAAGGACGACGACGCCAAGACGCUCGAGGAGGCGCUCUCGUUCCUGGCCGACUGCGAGGCAUCGACCGAGUGGCUGCUGGGAGCGGACGCGGCGCUGGACCUGGAGGACGUGGAAUUCGACGACUGCAUCGGCGAGUUGGACGCGGUGGACCUGGAGUUGCCGACGCUCACGGAGCAGCCGAUCCCUGAGCCUGAGAAUGCAUGCGCCACACAAGAUUCCGUCGUGAAUCUGCCGCUGGGGGUGGCGUCGUCUUCGUUGGCGCCUUCCAGCAGUGCCAUGUCGUCCACUGGUAGCCCCACCUCCUUCACGAGCAGCCCGACUCUGCAGACUCAAAACCCCAAGGGCAAGAAGCUGAAGCAGCCCAGGAAAUAUUCGAACCGUGCUCGAGACGCGCGACGUGAAGAGCUCGUGUACCUGCGGCAGAAAGUGAAGGACCUGCAGCUGCAAUUGGACCAACUGCGCAGCACGCACAAGCCCCAGACAGUGUCGGCGCCGUUUUCGUCCGUUGCGGCUCCUCCGUCCGCGACGGAGCUGAAGGACGCAAAGGCGAAGAGUAGGCUCGCAGCCAUGCGCGCGGCCAAGCUUUCUACUAGCACACCGUCUGCAACUUUCUCCUCGGUUGCGGCUCCUAUGGCGAGCGCUGCAUCACCAGCACACCUGGCCGCCGUGUGGGGCGACAUGGCUCAGCGCCAGGCGCAAGAGCGGCAGAAGGCAGAGCGCGAGAACGUGCGGCUAAAGCUGGUCUUGGAAAAGCAGAUCAAGAUGGCCAAAAGCCUUGAGCGCAUUCUCCGGAAGCGCCAAAAUGAAAGAGUGCUCGGCGGCCCGAGCAAACGCAUUCGACGAGUGUCGCCCGCCCCGGGACCUGAAGCGGCUCGCGAUGAUCGCGCCGACUUUGAUAUGCUGCUGUCUGGGAUCGAUAAAUCUCGCCAGGAGCUCGACGCCGUGUUCGAAGCCAAUGGAUUGGGUCGCAUGGAAACGGCGCAUCGCACAGCAAAGAUCGAGCAUGACGCUACGCGAGGCAUGGUGAUGGAGAUCUACGCGAACAAGGUCAUGCCGUUUGAUAUGCCUACGACGGGCAAGGCCGUGUGGCGCCAUUUUGCGCACUCCAUGGACCACAUGCCGCACCGCACAUACUACGAGAAACAACCGCUGCAUAUUGAGACGAGUGACGAUACCGUCGUCGAGCGCUACGGACUAGAAAUGACGGACGGCCACACGGAUGGGGACUUUCAUGUGAAACACAUUAUUCGGCGAUACGUGGAACACGAUCGGAUUAUUGUCGUUUGGCGCACGAUCACGGACACAGUGGAGUUCUCGGCGGAGCCGACCCCGGGGAUUCGUUUCCUGGAAAAGGGUUACAUCGUGAUCAAGCCCCCCGCUACGGGCCAGGAGGACUGCACGCUGAUGCAGACUUGCUACAUUAUUCGCCCAGAAAUUCACAACCGCAACAGGCCGGAUCUGUCACGCAAGGUCGGAGCACUCACAGACUUUGUGCUAAGUUCUGUGACUGGCAGCAUUAGUGCGAGUCAUCAGAUGAUUGAAAACGUGCUACUAAGUGGAGCGCUCAAGAAGCGGAUCUAG